AUUCAAUUGGAUGAGCCCAGUUUAAAUUGUAUCGUUCAAGAUGGAUUCAUUUGAAGUACAUGUUUGCGUUAUGGAAUUGCGCCAUGUCUCUUUUCGCUUACGCGGUAUUUAAAUUUAAAAACACCAAAAAGAGGUACUGGGCGCGGGCAAAGCGAAACAAAAGCAUAAAUCGAGUGCACUGAAACCCUAAGAAGAAAGAGAAAGAGGAAGAAAAUGGGGCAUCACAACCACCACCACCACCACCACCAAGCAGCGGACAGUUUAGUGAAUCUAUUGACAAAGGCAAACCACGAUCUCACUCUAGUUCAGUUGAAGCUCGAGAAGGAGUUCCAGCAAGUCUAUCCCGAUAACGCCAAUCCUAUGAAGCUGGUUAACCGGAUAAAGAAGAUACAAGGGGAUAUUACUGCCCUGAAAGAGCAGUGCCGCGAGCUUCUUGUUGCUAAACAGGACUUGAUUGAUAAAGCUCAAACAACUCUCAUUGGGAACAGAAGUUUACUACAGAAAAUGCAAGCAUCCAUGGGCAUUCCCAUCACUAGUGCAGACGAGGACCCUGCAUUUGCUAAUCUCAACCAGAUUAUUGAUGAGUGGACAGUUCAAGUUAGAUCAAGAACAGGGGAUGAGGUGCAAAAUUCAGAACCAGAGGAUGUUAACAGAUUACUCUUCUCGGCUAUAGUUUAAAGGGAUUGAAUAUUCUUGUUGAAAAAGACUUCUAUUUGCAAGUUAUGCUUUUACAAUACACUGUGCAACAUUUUCUAUGUAAAUUUUGUAUGAUCUAUUGGGGAAUAAUUAAAUGCUUUAGAAAACUACACCCAUCCACUCCAAAACUGUGAAAACAUUCAGGUACAGUUCACUUUAAGUGCUUUAUCUUCAAUAGUGAAACAGAAAUCCAAAAACAUGUCAAUUAACCAGUCUGCUGAACAGAGAUCUCCUGUUAACAAUUUUGGCAACACAUGAUCCAAAUAUAUUCUAGCUA
Molecule: messenger RNA, 973 nt
Organism: Jatropha curcas
Lineage: Eukaryota; Viridiplantae; Streptophyta; Magnoliopsida; Malpighiales; Euphorbiaceae
Product: spindle/kinetochore-associated protein
Biological process (GO): mitotic cell cycle; cell division; chromosome segregation
Cellular component (GO): outer kinetochore; spindle microtubule
Molecular function (GO): microtubule binding
Source: RefSeq, a predicted model, not a curated record